Molecule: messenger RNA, 1349 nt
Organism: Magallana angulata
Lineage: Eukaryota; Metazoa; Mollusca; Bivalvia; Ostreida; Ostreidae
Product: myo-inositol 2-dehydrogenase-like
Exons: 8
Coding region: 127-1161 (344 amino acids)
Biological process (GO): NADPH regeneration
Cellular component (GO): cytoplasm
Molecular function (GO): nucleotide binding; oxidoreductase activity
Source: RefSeq, a predicted model, not a curated record
CAGAUAGUCUUGUUUAUCUUUUUCACCUGCUGAUAGCUUCGGUGCAGGUAACUAUUCGAAAACAAGACUUAAGUCUGUCAGCAGAAUUCCAUAGGUAAUACAGUAGUAAUCCUUCACACGCUUAAGAUGACGUCAAACCAGACGUUAGGUGCCGCUUUGGUCGGCGUUGGAAGAAUGGGCCAGGUCCAUCUGAAAAGCAUGAUAGACAGUGGUCGGCUCAGCAUCCGGUGGCUGGUGGAUAUGCCAGCACAGCAUGGACUGAUGGCGGAACUGAUAAAAAGGCACAGGCUGACAGGCGAAACUGAGAUAUCAGAUAUCGAGAGCAGCCAAAAGGUGCUAUUGGAUCCCAGGGUUGAUGUCGUCAUAAUAUGUACGCCUACUCCUUCCCACUAUGACAUCAUCAAAAAGGCGCUAACUGCAGGCAAACAUGUGAUGUGCGAGAAACCGCUGACUUUAACAGUCUCUGAAACAAAGGAUUGUUAUGAAUUGGCAAAGAAACUGAAGAAAAUACUUUUUUGUGCUUAUAACCGGCGGUUUGACAAACAGUUCAAUACCCUGUAUCAAAGAUACAAGAGAGGCGACAUCGGGGAUCUUCGAAUGGUCAAAUUCACCAGCAGAGAGGACGGACCGGGCAAGGAAUACCUCCAAAACAACAGAAGUGGAAUUUUCCUAGAUAUGGCAAUUCACGACAUCGACUAUGUCUGCUGGUUAGUGGGAGAAAGACCCUCCUCUGUUUGUGCAUUUGGCUCCAUAUCCUCUGACAAUUCCGCGCUCUACAGAAGUGCUGAUGAUUUCGAUUGUGUGACCGCCAUUUUGAAUUUUCCAAGUGGUGUAAUGGCAAAUAUGGAAGAUACCAGAGCCGCAAGGAUUGGCUAUGAACAGAAGGUUGAGGUUCUUGGUACCAAAGGUCUGAUUCAGACACGGAAUAUGAAGGCCAGUGAGCUGUAUUCAAUUACCCAGAAUUCCUGUCAGUCGGAAGCUCUGCUGAGAUCAUCUGAAGAACGUUAUGUUGACAGUUUUCCGACAGAGCUAAAUCAUUUUAUAAAUUCCAUAGAAGGUAAAGAAGAAAAUCUUGUGUCUGCAGAGAGCUGUAUAAUAGCUAUGGAGGUCUCAGAGGCCUUAAGUCAGUCUCUGAGAACUGGAAGCAUCGUUAGGUUGUGAAAAGCCAGGAUUUAAAAGAAGAACAUUUUCUUGAAGCCUUAAGAUUUUUAGUUGCGUUAAAUUUACAUCCCUUAAUUUUUUCCAUCUUUUUUUAGGAUAAUCGAUUGUAAGCAUUCUAAACUGCAUUUAGAUGCAUUGUUUGGCUUAAUUCAUUUGUAGAAGCUAUAAUAAAUAUUUUUUACAUUGUU